Messenger RNA from Rotaria sp. Silwood1, 4046 nucleotides. The record is from the annotation of a GenBank genome assembly. NCBI's taxonomy places the organism in Eukaryota, Metazoa, Rotifera, Eurotatoria, Philodinida, Philodinidae.
AUGGCAAAUACAACUGGUAGUCUUAAUGGAGUUGCUGUUGCAACUACAACGCUUAAAUUAAAAAAAAGGUUACAUCAAAUGAAUGAUGAAUAUGACUCAAGUAACAAUGAUGACAUCAAGGGAGACCAGAUUUCUCUUCUAUGGUGUGAUGGUCAUACGGAUGAUGAAUCAUUUGACAACGACAUUCUAUAUACUAAAACAAUGUUACACGACAUCAGUAAUUCGGUAUUUUGUUGCUCGAAUGAAACAGAAUGUCUAACAUAUUUAACUACAGUAUUAAAAAAUGAAACAAUUAUUUUGAUUAUUUCUGGUGCUCUUGCAUCUAAAACAUUGUUAGAUGCAUCAAAGAAAAUUCGUCGUCUUGAUACAAUUUUCAUUUUUUGUAUGGAAAAACAGAAAUAUGAAUUUCUUCUGCAACAUUCAAAAGUGGCUAGUAUUCAUGAUAAACAGGAAAGUUUAAAAUAUAGUAUUUUGAAAACCAUUCGAGCGAUUGAACGGCAAACGGCUAUUUUACAAAUGUACGAUCCAAUUAAACAACGAUUAGCACGUAAUUUAGAUCGUGAAACUGGGUCAUUCAUUUGGCUUCAAUUAAUUAAAGAAGCCAUACAAAAAAUGUCUGCACGAAUAACAGAUUCGAAUGGAAAACAAACAAUGUUACAUCAAUGUCGAGAAUAUUAUCGAAAUAAUGAAAAAGAAUUAAAGAAUAUUGAUGAAUUCGAACGAACAUAUAGUGCAGACCAAGCAAUCACAUGGUAUACAAAAGAUAGUUUUAUUUAUAAAAUGAUCAAUAAAGCUCUUCGUACAGAAGAUGUCGAAGUAUUGUACACAUUUCGUUUUUAUAUUAUGGAUCUUUGUGCAUCUCUUGUUGAAAACAGUAAAUUACUUCGACAAUAUACAAUGACAGCUUCUUUCACAGUCUAUCGUGGUAUGAAACAAUCUUAUGAAGAAAUCAAACGUUUCAAAGAUAGCAUUGGACAACUUAUAUGUGCUAAUGCAUUCUUAUCCGCUAGUCGUCUGAAAGAAGUGGCCAGAAUUUACGCUGGUCUCGGCAAUAAUCCUGAGGCAAACAAUGAUUUAGAAUCUGUUAUCUUCGAAAUCGAAAUUGAUUUAAAUGCAGAACCUCAUGUUGUUGUUGCUGAUGUAUCUUGUUUUAGCUAUUUCAAAGACGAAGAAGAAAUUCUAUUCGAUUUAGCAACUGUAUUCGAAGUUCAAGCGAUGACUUAUGAUGAUCAAGUCAAAUUAUGGACAUGUCAUAUGAAAACAUCAAACAAAGGGUAUGGUAUAGCACAAGAAUAUAUUGAACUCGAGCGUACAGAAAUGAAUAAAGAAGAUGCAGGCAUUUUCUUUGGUAUUCUGCUCUUUAAAAUGGGUGAAUACAGAAAAUCGAUUAUGUAUUUAAAUCAUCUGCGAAAAUUAAGACCAGAUGAUACUUAUAUUCUGUUCAUGUUGGGCAAAAGUCAUGGUGUCCUUGAUGAAAAUGAACAAGCGCUUGAUUAUUACGAACGAGCCUACAAUCUUUCAAUGGAAAAAGAUCCACCUGAUUUAGCACAUGCUGCCUUAAUUAAUACUUUCGCUGGUCUUGUCUAUUAUUAUGAAUGCAAUUAUGAUAAAAGUCUUUCAAGUUAUGCAGAUUCUUUUCAUAAAUACGAGAUUUUAAAAAUGACUGAACAGACAUCAUUCGCUCAUACUCUCAUAGGACUUGGCUAUGUUUAUGUAGUUCUCGGUUUCGAUAAUUCAGCACUCGAACAUUUUCAACGUGCAUUGCAAAUAAUUCAACAACAAGCACCAUUCGAUCUUCCGACUUUGUGUCGUGCUUAUCGGCAUGUGGCAGCUGGAUUCUGUCGAAUAGGUGAUUAUGAUCAAGCAUUGAAUAUGAUGAAAGUAUCAUUAGAAAUUGGAGAACGAAUUUUUAUUCGAAAAAGUCUUGCAUUUGGUGUUAUUUUCGAAGUACUCGGCAGAAUUCUCUAUAAGAAAGGCGAAUAUGAACAAGCACUUACAUGCUAUCUUGAUGCUCUUGAAAUUGAUCGAUGUACGAUCUCACAAGAAAAUAGUCAUGAUAUGGUUUUACUUUAUAAUUAUAUUGGUAAGAUUUUUUAUCGAAACAAUAAGUAUAAUGAAUCUAAUGAACAAUACGAUAAAGCAUUAGCAAUAUUGACAGCAAUACUUACAACCGAUCAUAUUAAAACUGCUUAUACAUUAAGGAAUAAAAGUGAAGUACUCUUGGCUCAAUGUGAUUUUGAUAAUGCUGAAGAUUAUCUAAAUCGAUCGCGUAAGUCGAACGUGUUUUGAUUGCCACUUAGAAGUUAUGAUUCAUCAAAUAGCUUCGAUGAAUGAAUAUUUCAACACUUCGAUUCAUCUGAAAUAGGUUUCGGUCUACAAAAAAUCGAAGUUUGAAGAUGAGAAUUUCAUAAGACUGGCAUUCAGCGAAACAUGUUGCGGGUGUGUGCGUGUAGCGGAGGUGCGGGUAUCAGUAUGGGUGUGAAACUUCAAUUCAUUCCAUUCCACAUCCACACCCACCAACGACGUGAAGCACUCACCGAGCGUGAUGAGCAAGAAGAAGAAGAUUUGACUGAAUUUCUUUAAGGAUUGUCCAUUCUCAAAAUCCAAAACUCGCAAAGACAAGAAUGAAUGAAUUACUUCUACUCCCACUUAUUUUCACCUUUUCCUUUUCCUCCAUCAUUCAAUGUCUAUGAAUAUUAUUCUGAUUUUAAUCUUGUUGAUAAUAUUUUUGAUUGUCUAAAACAUAGAUUUUAUUACUUUUUUUUCGCAAAUUGCAUAAAAGAGCUUUCAUUAUAUUAUUUUCUCGUUGAUUUCUCAUUUUCCUGACUCUGCUUUUCACCAAGAUAUUUUUCGCUAAUUUGCUUUUCGCCGAUUUAUGAUGCCUAAUGGUUUGCGUGUUUACUGCGUUAUUAGUGAUAAAGCAAUGAACAAGCCCUUUUUCUUCAUAGUUCAAAUGUAUGAACGAAUUUUUAUUCAUCGAGAACAUAGAGAAAAGGCCAAAUGCAAUUAUUUAAUGGGCCGUCUCUGCGUGGCACGCGGUGAUGAAGACAAGGCGCUACAUCAUUUUCGCGCAGCUUAUGAAACAUGGUCCAGAACACUAGUAGCACGGCAUCCCGAACGGAACAUGUGUCUAGAAGCUAUAGGUAAACUUCGUUGGAGACAAAUUCGUUGCUGGAUGAAAAAGCGAAAGAUUCAGAGUGACUGACCUAUCUUCGUUGGCGAUUGAGAACAUUUUGCAUGAUCCUAUAUAUUUUAUUAUAAUAAUACAUUACUCUUGAAUAAAUUUCAGCAUUACACUGCACAAAUUAAAGCUGGAUAAUUCCAGUUGACUUAAUCAAAUAGCAUGCGUAGAAUUGUCAAAGAGAUACAAUUAGAUUACUCACAGCGUUUGGUAUUUCCUACUGAUGAUUUGUUCAAUAUUUUGAUUUGGAAGAAACCUGUUACGUAUAAAAGGCUCCCUUUCAAAUUCAGUCUCUUUCGUUUAAACAUCCGACAGGUCACUAUUAUUUUCAGACUCACCUCUUAUGCAAAACGAAAUGGCAUACGCAAAAAUUUUCGAAAAGGAAAGGCAUAUCAUAAGCAAAAUAUUGUUACAUAGAGAAAAUUCUUUUGUCCGCGUCUCUAGGUUCUCUGUUAGUGCAUCAUUGCUACAACUAUACUUUCGUUUAGUUGCAACAUAGCAAAACGACUUCACCUAGAAUCACUUGGAAGAUCCUCUCGCUGAAUUACUCAAAAAAAAUUAUAUUCAGAGUGCUCAAGUUGUUUUAUCGUGAGAUAAAUUAUCAUACUCAAGAGGUCGAUGCUGACUGAUUGAAAAAUGUCUUUAUGCGGUCUGAUACGGAUAGAUCGACUCGAAUCUAUUUUGAAAUUGAUUAUAUAUGGAAAUAUGAAAAACACUCAGUAUCACGUUGCUGUUGAACAAUAACUGUUUAUAAUACUGCACUGCAUACAAUAGAUCUAAAAUAAUAAAUGUGGACAUUGAUGUAUGGGUGUGGGUGUGGGUGUGGGUGUGGGUGUGGGUGUGGGUGUGGGUAUGGGUGUGGGUG